Molecule: messenger RNA, 914 nt
Organism: Brassica napus (rape)
Lineage: Eukaryota; Viridiplantae; Streptophyta; Magnoliopsida; Brassicales; Brassicaceae
Product: probable prefoldin subunit 2
Exons: 2
Coding region: 332-781 (149 amino acids)
Biological process (GO): protein folding
Cellular component (GO): prefoldin complex; cytoplasm
Molecular function (GO): protein folding chaperone
Source: RefSeq, a predicted model, not a curated record
AUUAUUAAUUAUACCAUGUUCUCAACGUUCAAAAGGCCUUGUCAUUCAUUAACCGGUUUGCUUAAGCAUAGUAUCACAAAACCGGUACGAUUUUAAGUCUUAAAACCGGUUCAAUUUAUGUAGUAAACCCAGCCCGGGCUUGUUCUUCUUCUUCCUUACUCUCUGCGCCGCCUUCUCUCUCGAUCUGCUCUUCCCUUUAGCAAAGCUUCUACGAUCUUCCUCCUGUGGUUUCGUUUAUAAAAGAUGCAUUAGAAGUAUUACUUGUCAUGUUCUUGAACUGAUUCCAAUUAAGAUGGUGUGAUCUUGAUUUUGAUAUAAUAGUAGUGAAGCAAUGGCGAGCGUGAGAGAACCACCGAACGAGCAAGCAGUUCUGAACAUCUACGAGGCCAUGAGAUCAGAGCUAAGCCAGAUCUAUUCCAACAUUACGGAUCUCGAGAUGCAAGUCAGCGAGCACUCUCUCGUCAUCAACGCCAUCCAGCCUCUCGACCAAUCUAGGAAAUGCUUCCGCAUGAUAGGAGGCGUUCUCGUGGAGAGAACCGUCAGAGAGGUGCUCCCUGCUGUCCAGCGCAACAAGGAAGGCCUCGAGGAGGUUGUGAGGAAGCUUUACGAGACGUUGGAGAAGAAGAAGAAAGAUAUGACUGAGUUUGAAGCUAAGUAUCAGAUCAGGCUUAGGAAGCAGGAUGAUCCUAAUAAGGAAGAAGGUGAUAAGAAAAAGGAAGGUAAUGCUCAAGGUGUUCUUGUUGGCGCUGCUGCUGCUGCUGCUGCCAGUUCCAGCCAGUGAAAGUUUCUCCCUUUACUCUUUGUAUCUUCUUUUAAUGGUGUUUUGCUACGUUUCUCUGGAGAACAAUGUUUUGGCAUGUUGCAAAACUCAGUAGACUGGAGAAGUGCCAUUUAUAGAUCAGUUUUUGCUUAUA